Molecule: messenger RNA, 4113 nt
Organism: Phyllopteryx taeniolatus (common seadragon)
Lineage: Eukaryota; Metazoa; Chordata; Actinopteri; Syngnathiformes; Syngnathidae
Product: transcriptional regulator QRICH1-like
Exons: 12
Coding region: 965-3181 (738 amino acids)
Source: RefSeq, a predicted model, not a curated record
AUAGUUAGUCCUUUUGAAAUAUUCAACAUUGUAGCUCUUUCACUCAUCUUCAUUAUGUUUAGAGGUGUCACAAUCGAUUAAUCAACAGCUAAUCUGCCAUCACAUUGAUUGACUACUAUUUUAAUCGAUGAAUCGUUUAGAGCCAUUGUUUAACGUAGAAUUGUCCAAAUCCUGAUUUCAGCAAAGUUGUCCAAAUCCUGAUUUCAGCAAAAUUGUCCAAAUCCUCUGAUUUCAACCUCUUAACAGAAAAUAUUCCCAGAGUUCUAUUGUCCUCCAUGAAGGGACACUGAUUAUCUCGUUUAAUCAAAAUAACAAUUUUGCAAACAUUUUGGAAAACAAUGAUCAACAUUUCCCCCCUAUUUUCUGAAAUGUUUCAGACCAAGCCAAUAUCUGAAUCAUAAUACAUUUAUGGGAAAAAUAAGUCAGUUUAAUUUAUUACAAAAAAUAUUUAUUUGCAGCCUUAGUACUUAGUACCAGUGACUGGUUAGAGCGUCUGCCUCACAGUUCUGAGGACCGGGGUUCAAUCCCCGGCCCCGCCUAUGUGGAGUUUGCAUGGUCUCCCCGUGCCUGCGUGGGUUUUCUCCGGGCACUCCGGUUUCCUCCCACAUCCCAAAAACAUGCAUGGUAGGUUAAUUGAAGUCUCUAAAUUGCCCCUAAGUGUGAAUGUGAGUGCGAAUGGUUGUUUGUUUAUUUGUGCCCUGCGAUGGGCUGGCAACCAGUUCAGGGUGUACCCCGCCUCCUGCCCAAUGACAGCUGGGAUGGGCUCCAGCACUCCUGCGACCCUGUGAGGAGAAGCGGCUCAGAAAAUGGAUGGAUGGAUGGAUGGAUGGAUGAACCUGAAGCAGCCUGGGAAGUGUAUCAAACUAGUAGCCCUUCGCAUUAAUCAUUAUCCAAGUAGUAGUUUACCCAAGAAGUAGUUUCAACUGUUUCAAAAAGCUUCUCUUUUAAAGAAGUGUUGGCAGCAAUGAAUAAUUCCCUGGAUGGCUCAAGCUCCUAUGAGGAGCUCGUGCGACAGAAAGCUCGGAGUAUCCCCCAGCAUCGUAUGAAGGAGUUCCUAGAGUCCUUGGCCAGUAAGGGUCCAGAUGCACUGCAGGAGUUUAGCCAGCAAAGUGGAGAUGUUACAACCACCACUACGACGAUGGUGUACCAGCAAGAGGCAAAUUGCAUCUACACAGACAGCACUGAAGUGGCAGGGUCGCUUCUGGAACUAGCUUGUCCGGUUCAGGUCCAAGUUCAGCCACAGCAGAUCCAAGAGUCAACAACUCAGCAGAAUGCAGAGCAUCAGAUUGUACAGGUGCAGAUUCAGGGCCAGCAACCAGGGCAGAUGCUGGGUCAGGUCCUCCAAGUUCCCUCUGGCUCCCAUCAGCAGCUUCAAGGUGUGACGACAGCACAGCUGAUUCAGCAAGGAGAUCUCACUGAGGAGCAGCACCAACAGCUCCAAGCCCAGUUGGUGGCAGCUGUUGCAGGGGGACAACAGAUCCAAAUUCAAACAGUGGGGGCCCUUUCCCCCACUCAGCAACAGGACAAUGUUGAGAGGAGGGCUCUGGGCACCACAUCCCAAGGCGCAAGUGUCCUCCAGCCUGCCAAGAAACGAAAGGUGGACAUGCCCAUUACUGUAUCUUAUGCCCUACCUGGUCAGCAGGUGGCGACAGUCCUAGCUAUCCCACAAGGACAGGGACAACAGCAGAGUUAUGUCUCCCUGCGGCCAGACCUCCUAACAGUGGACAGUUCUCACCUUUAUAGUGCUACAGGCACUAUCACUAGUCCCACAGGGGAGACCUGGACCAUUCCUGUAUAUUCUGCUCCUGCGGGGGCCGGAGGUCGGGAGCAGGUCACACACAUUGCCAUCCCCCAGGAAGCCUAUGGAACUGUGCAGGUCGCCGGGGCCAAUACUACAACCAUGAACACAAUGCCAACACAAGUCACUGUUGAAAAUGACAAGUUGAAAAACUCUUCUAGUCAAAGUCAGACAGCUCAGGCCGUUUCCAGCAUAACAAGCGCCGGAGGAUUGGGUGGGCAAGAAGAAGUGGUGCACACAUUGGCUGCCAACACACUCUUCCCUGCUCAACUGAUGAAUGGAAAUAUCCACAUCCCAGUCGCAGUACAGGGCUACUCCAACACUACGCAGUCACUCAUCUGGGACCCACAGCAGCAGGUGCUUCAUGCACAGGGACUAAGUGGGCAGGAUGGACAGCAGAUACAGGCUCAGACAGUGGUUGCAGAGGUAGAUGGCCAGCAGCAAGUGCAAGUUCAGGAACUUUUGCUUCCGACCACCCUGAAACCAGAGGAGGGGCUGGAAAUGUGGUGUGCCUGGGCUCAGCGCAAAAACGGAGAAUUGGACAAAUCUGAUAAAACCACACUGGCUCCAAUUGGCCGACGCCAGGCGCUGCGUUUCCAGGAAGAUUUGGUGUCGUGUGCUGUAGCUGAGCUCUGCAUGGGUCUUUCUCUAAUGACCACAGAGGCCCGUGGCCUGGAAGGAGAGCCCUAUGAAGCUGAUGUACUUUACUAUGUAUUUCUGUGCAUACAAAAGUAUCUGUUUGAUAAUGGUCGCGUGGAUGACAUCUUUUCAGACCAGUACUACACUCGCUUUGCUCAAAGUUUGCACCAGAUUCUCCAACCUUGGACGCCAUCUGUUCAUCCACUUGGCUAUAUAAUCUCCAGUCAUGUGACGGAGGAGAUGCUGUGGGAAUGCAAACAACUUGGGGCUCAUUCCCCAUCAACUUUGCUUACAACUCUGAUGUUCUUCAACACUAAGUAUUUUCAUCUGAAGACAAUUGAUCAGCAUCUAAAGGUUGCCUUUUCGAAAGUGCUAAGACACACCAGGAAGAGUCCCAAUAAUCCCAAAGACAAGAGCACCAGCAUCCGGUACCUGAAAACAACAGAAAGGUUCAUAGGACAGAAAGUCACAGAUGAUAUGUACUCAGAGCAGCUGGAAGAUCCGGAAAAUCCUCUGCGAUGCCCCAUCAAGCUGUAUGAUUUCUACCUCUUCAAAUGUCCACAGAGCGCCAAAGGACGUAACGACACCUUCUACCUGACUCCGGAGUCCGUUGUGGCUCCAAACAGCCCCAUUUGGUACUCAACUCAGCCUAUCCCAAAAGAAGAGUUGGAGCAGAUGCUGACCCGCAUCCUCGUUAUCCGUGAAAUCCAGGAAACCAUCAACAUGUCAGAGACCGUACACUAAUUGGAUCGAAGGAGAAGGCCACAUGAACUAGACGGCUCCUUUUUCUUCACGCAGCCAUUGGUUGCUCAUUUAUAGUCGUUUUCUAUUCCCUCACAUUCUCUCACUGGCAUGUAUAUGUGUAUAUUCAUUAUGUCUGCAUACACACUAUCUUGUACAUGAGAAAUGAACAUACAAUAAGUAGAAGCAAUUAUUUCUCUUAUUCAAAGGAAUUCUUAAACUACUCUGGUGUUUUCUUCCUUUUUGUUUGGCCAAAGGAUGAUUGGACUUGAUCUCUCAGUUCUAAGUUUGUUUAUUUUAACUGUGGAUCUUUUUAUUACUCUCUAUCAGUUGUUUAUAUGCUCCCCAGAAACAAAACUGUAAUAUAUUUCUUUGCUGCUUUUCGUGGACUUCUUUCCAUCUAUCUUUGUUCCUGCGUCUCGCAAUGAAUACAUUGGCGGUAUUAAUGCUGGGUUUGGUGUGACGUCUUUAUUUGUUUUUCCACUUUUCUGUCUGUUCAUACAAGGACUUGGAACCCCGUGGAUGCUGGACUUUUUUCUCUUUGGAAUACAAGCAUCUCUAAGCACGACAAGCACUCGCCAUACAAUGGACGUGGCAGCGGGAAGGGUCCCGGAUUGCCCCUUGUUCUCUCAGUACAUUGCAAAGCCCAAAAUGAUUCUGAAGAGGAAUUUAUUAAUUGGUCCAUGUUUAUUACGAGUUGGAAGACUCAUCCAAGUAACAAGCCCCUUAAUGUUUUAUUAUAGUGUAAAAUACUCUGAUGCUUCAUGUAUUGGGACUGACUGUGCCUGAGUGUUCUGAAACAUGACCUUUUUUUUUUUUUGUACAGCUGCUAUACCAAGUAUUUGCCUUUCUAGUAAGUCCAGUGUUAAGUUCUGCACAUACAUCCUUAAGUACUGGUAGCCUGCAUUGUGUGCUAAUAAAACACUGCACAAUGA